CAGCCGUCGGUAGGGGAGAGGAGCUGCCUUUAAAAGGCGCGGACGGUUGUUUUGGGUUUAAAGCGGCCGCUCGUCUAGGGGAGGGUCGUUCGAUUGUGUCUGUAACGUAUAUAUUUUCUUUACCCGGCGGGAGUACGGUUAUUAAGAGUCGGUCUCGGGUUCACUGAUCGUGCGUGCGGAAGCUCGGGCUGUGAUGGUUCCCCAGGCCGCUCCCGGUCCCCGCUGCCCGGCCUCUUCAUGCCGCCGUGCCCCGCGAUCGCUCGCCUUCCAUACGCGGCGUUUCCUCACCUCGAGAGCGGCGGCCACUGCCUUAGACACCAGUAACAGCAGCAACAGAGAAUCCGUGUUUAGUCGGCCCGUCUCCGUUUGAAGCGGCAGAGAAAGAGAGGCCUCCGCAUCCCGGACCGGACACACCGAGCUGUCAGGGUCCGCCAGCAUCGUGUUGCUCUUGUUCCUCUGACUGAAGUGGAGUUGGUCAACUUUACCAAGAUGAAACUAUUAGAAAACACGAACUUCGAGGCAAUGAACUCCCAGCUUACCAUUGAGACUGGUGACUCUCACAUUAUAGGGCGGAUAGAGAGCUAUUCCUGCAAAAUGGCAGGGGAUGACAAGCAGAUGUUUAAACAGUUCUGCCAAGAUGGACAGCCCCAUGUCCUGGAAGCCCUUUCCCCACCUCAGACUACUGGAAUUAGUCCAAACAGGUUGAGUAAGAGCCAAAGUGGUGAUGAAGGAGAGGGACCACUCUGUGACAAGUGUAGCCGCAAGACACUCUUCUACCUGAUUGCUACACUCAAUGCAUCAUUCCGCCCGGAUUAUGACUUCAGCACAGCUAAAAGCCACGAGUUCAGCAAAGAACCCAGUUUGAACUGGGUGGUGAAUGCUGUGAACACCAGCUUGUUUUCUGCUGUCGGAGAGGAGUUUAACACAUUGAAACCCCAGCUUUGGGAUGCUAUUGAUGAAGAGAUUUGUCUGUCAGAGUGUGACAUCUACAGCUACAAUCCUGAUCUGGACUCAGACCCAUAUGGCGAGGAAGGCAGCCUUUGGUCUUUUAACUAUUUCUUCUAUAACAAGAAACUCAAAAGGAUUGUGUUCUUCACGUGCCGCUCUCUAAGUGGUUACUUGUAUAGUCAGGGCACUGAGACCAGCAACAACUUUGAUAUGGAUCUGGAAGAUGACACCCUCCUUAGUCAGGAUGAAGAUGAGGAUGAAGCAGAAGCAAUCGAAGAGACCAGGUACCAGGCAGUGUGCGUCUAAGCAAUGAACACAUCACCCACUCUUCAGCACCUUUGCUUCCUGUAACCUCUAAAUGGACUGCAAAUGUGUGAAGCUGAAAGACCAAUGUGUUCCUCAUUUUAAUCUCAGGCAUUUAAACUUAUUUUUGACUUUGGUGCAGAUCUGUUGGUAGACUCGGUGAGUUUUGAGAGUAUUGCACCAGAAACACUCAGGAGGCCUUUGGUUUUUAAAUGGCUGCCUCCUGUCCUUUGACCCAGGAUUACCAGAGUGGAUGAGUCAUUGUAGCAGUUCUUUUUGGCUCCAUCGCUGACAUUCAUCUCUUGUUACAUGUACGAUCUGGCAUGUUUAAAAAGCCAAGUGAACAAACUGUUGUCUUACGUGAGAAGAAAGGAUGAGUACACCAGUGUAUUCCAUGGAUCAGGGUCAGCUUUGCACUUACAAGCUCUUGGCUGUUGUGAAGGAUUUUGUUUUUUGGCAUAACAACUCUGAAAAUCAGCACACUGUCAACUUCCUGGUGAUUUCUGCAAAGUGCCCAAUACCUCCCACUGUCUGUCAGCAUGUGUUUGGUGUCCUGUGUUGCUGGCUUAUAGCUGAGUAUACUGAUUGUAGAGGACUAGAUCAGGUUCUGCACCCCGAGGACAACUGAUUAAUAAUCAUCUUGUUUUGCUUUUAAAGUGCUUGUGCUGUCUUAUCCAAUGCUGAAGUUUUUCCAUCUCGCUUGCCCCAUUUUUUCUUUUUUUGAAAGACCUUUGAACUAUUCUGGUGGUUUUUCUUUUUCAGCAGGCUGUAGUCAAUUAGAUUGUUGCUGUUCCUCUAUUCUGGUUCUAAAUUGGAGCUUGCAGUGUGGCAGAGCCGACCACACGCACUCACCCUGUAAAGUCGUCUUUUAAGUAUAUCUUUUGAUUCACGAAUAUUGUAUCAGCUUAAAUGCUUUGCAUAUGUUAGAAAUAAGAGAUAUCAAGGUGUAGAGCUGGAUGAACACAGCAGGCCAAGCAGCAUCUUAGGAGUAG
Messenger RNA from Stegostoma tigrinum, 2243 nucleotides. RefSeq names its product repressor of RNA polymerase III transcription MAF1 homolog. Gene Ontology annotation, biological process: negative regulation of transcription by RNA polymerase III. Lineage: Eukaryota; Metazoa; Chordata; Chondrichthyes; Orectolobiformes; Stegostomatidae. Gene Ontology annotation, cellular component: nucleus. Gene Ontology annotation, molecular function: RNA polymerase III core binding. Bases 490 to 1254 code for a protein of 254 amino acids. The record is from RefSeq and is a predicted model, not a curated record. The transcript has 8 exons.